CAUAGGCACCAGCGAGCCAUACUCCUAUGUUAAGAUCAGAAGUCCCUGAAAUUACACCUCGUCUUUCCAAUACUCCAUUCAUUCUUGAAAAUCCACCAUGCACCCUCCCCACUCCUACUACCCCGUGGGUAUGAAGAUCUCCAACUACGCCCCUAACAAAUAGAGCACCCUAGCACUAGUCUCUACAUUCGCGGUUGCCUCCAUAAUCAUCCUAACAGCCGCCAAAGCCACCAUGACGAAUACAAACCUCCGUAUUACGAUCCCCGAACUCUCCAAGGUUCUCUGGUUUAGCCUAUGCGGCUCCAUCCACUUCUUCCUUGAAGGCUACUACGCCUUGAACUUCGCCACCCUUCCGGGCUCCCAACACCUCCUCGCGCAACUCUGGAAAGAAUACUCUAUGUCUGAUUCGCGGUAUCUCACUCCGCACGCCUUUGUCAUGUCCAUGGAGUCCAUUACCGCCUGGUGCUGGGGCCCGUUAUCCUUCGUCCUUGCGUCUUUCAUCGUCACGGAUAAUCCCUUCCGACACCCACUGCAGAUUAUCAUCUCCACUGGACAGCUUUACGGGGAUGUACUGUACUACGGGACGUGUGCGUUUGACUUUCUGGUAUAUGGGGUUAAGUAUUCGAGGCCCGAGGGGUAUUACUUUUAUGGGUAUUUUGUGCUGUUGAAUGGGUUUUGGAUUAUCAUUCCGGUUUGUACGUGGUUUUUCCUUUUUAAUUUUCAUCAGAAUUGGUGAGCAAGAACUGGACUAAUGGGUAUAGUGCUUAUUGCUGAUAGUGUGAGAGCUUGUGGGAGGGUUUUUGCGGAGGUCAAGAGGACAAGGACGGUCGGGAUGAAUGGGGAUGCAAAGAAAACAUCUUGAAGGUUGUUUUAUACUCCGGCC
Molecule: messenger RNA, 883 nt
Organism: Pseudomassariella vexata
Lineage: Eukaryota; Fungi; Ascomycota; Sordariomycetes; Amphisphaeriales; Pseudomassariaceae
Product: Emopamil-binding protein
Exons: 2
Coding region: 233-736 (167 amino acids)
Biological process (GO): sterol biosynthetic process
Cellular component (GO): membrane; endoplasmic reticulum
Molecular function (GO): cholestenol delta-isomerase activity; C-8 sterol isomerase activity; steroid Delta-isomerase activity
Source: RefSeq, a predicted model, not a curated record